UCAAACUUGCGCGCGCGGGCUCUCUGCGGCUUCUUGGUUUUUCUCCUCUCCGAGACUCCGACCGACCGGCGAGCGACUUAUCCAAAGAACCUACAGGAUUUUUCUGCGGCCUCAAGUUCCUUCGAAGUCGAUGGCGGCGCCCGUCGAUGACAGCGUGCGGCCAGAGGUCAUAGAGGCGCUCCUUAGAAGCAUCAAGAUCGUCCCUUCGGACGCUGUCCCGUCCAUCAUCGACUGCGUUCUCGCGACCACCGGUCUCUCUUCGUCCCGGCUCUUUGCUUCCAUCCUCGAUGCCUUUCCAGAUAUAUUGAAGGAGCACAUGCUGGAGUAUUCUACACUGAGUGCUUCUAACUGUGGGCGAAUUUUGUCAUUCAUUGGCGGGCUUCUACACUUGCAGAAGUUAGGGGCUAGGCAGAAAACUCUUCAUUCCUUUAUCUGCAUGGCAUUUGUUCCAGUUUUGAAGAUGAUAAAUCCUAAUGACUUCAUAUUGGUCAAUCAGGUUAUGGAACUAUUAUGCAACAACGCAAGUGCUGGUAAUAAUUGGAGAGUUGUGAUGGCAACUUUGACACCUUACUGCUUAAGUUCUUUAAAGUUAAGUCUUGAAAGCAUCAAACUAGCAGACUGGGACUGGAGUGACCAUUCAAUUGCCACGGAAAAUGACCUUGACAAGCAACAACACCAUAUCAAAAGUUCGUCUGGAUAUUUGCCUAUCCCAAUUGCCUGCCAUGCCUUGUCAUCAAUGUUAGCUGCUGCUACCAAUUGCUGUCAACUGGAUGUAAUAUCAGAAACAUUGAAACUGGCUCAUAACUCACCAGAGAUUAUUUCCAAACAGAUGCUCCUGAUUCUUUCUAAUAUGACUAUAGAAAUGCUUUCUCAAGAUUCUGAUAUGCGGUCUUGUGCUAUUCGGGUUCUGUUUCCUGCAAUUCUUGAAGCAUAUGAUGUUUAUAUCUCUGUCCAGUUUACCUUACAUAAUGGAAAAUAUAUCAGCUCCAGGUUGGACUUUUGUAGGGAAGUUUGGGAAUGUUGUAAGACAUUGUUUUCUGCUGGAUCCAAAGAGAAAUAUGAUGCAUAUCUUAUUUUGUCUCUUUAUUUUGAUUCCUUUAUUCCUAAAGGAGGAUGUAAAGUCUUAUCCACCAGUGGUAAUGGGGAAGAAUUUGAUCUCCGAGCAGACCAAAGAUUUUGGGAAGAAACACGAAGUGGAUUGGUUGAUAGUGAAGCACCAACAAGAAAGCAAGCCUUGUAUGUUUUGAAAUUAGUGGUAUCUAGCUACUCAAAUUCUGUCAGCAAAAUUGAUUAUGAUAACAAAACUUUCCUCUCUCAAUCUAAGCCAGCAUGUCAAAAUUUAAUCACUACUUCGAAUGGUGGAAGUUCAACUACUUGUACCAUGACAAGAAGAGAAAAAUGGGCUCACGAAGAAGCAAAAUCUUUAGGAGUGGGACUGACAAAUAGUUCAAUUGAACUAUGUUGUACUGGCCAACAAAGGUGGAGGGCAUUUCUUCUUCUUUAUGACAUGCUUGAAGAGUAUGGCACACACUUGGUUGAGGCUGCCUGGGGACACCAGAUAGACCUGUUGCUCUCCUCCCUUGGACAAUUGGAACGUUGUAACCACUUGGUGGCCCCAAAUGCUUAUCAGAUUCAAAUGGAGACAUCAGAAGGAAUCUUUUUGUGGUUGGCAGUUCUGUGGAAACGGGGACUGCGCCAUGGGAACCCACAGGUUAGAUGCUUAGUCAUGCAUUCGUUUGUCAGCGUCAAAUGGCAGAACCAUGGGAAUUGUGUAAGAUUAGUGCCGAAAGAUUUUAUCUUGGGGCCACUUGUUGAAGGACUGAAUGACCCUGUUCAUCACAAGGACUUUGGCAUAAAAGGAGUGUAUUCCUCAGAAACAAUUAAAGGAGCAUCUAAUUUCUUCUCUACUUUAUCAAGUUACUUUUCUUGCUGGGAAAAGAGAGGCUUCUUAUGUGGUUUGUUUGCCCUUGUAACCAAGGAGUCUUUUGGUCGUGCUGGAUUGAUGGCUCUUGCUACAUGCAUUGCUUCCUUUGCUUGUGGAUCUGAUACAAAUAAAUUUUGGGCUGAAAUAUGUGGAAGAGAUCCCGUUGAUGAUGAAGUAGAAGAAUCUGGUCAAUAUAGUGCUGCAGGGAAAAAGUUGUUGGGUAUUCUACAACUUGUUCUUGAACAGUGCAGACAUCACUUCAAUCCAAGUUAUCGUCUUCAAGUUUGUGAUCAGGUCCUCGCUUCUGCUUCAUCCUUGGUUCCUGUCAGUGAACUGCCCCUUGAUCUUCUUUUACAUUUUCUUUCAUCUUUUCCACGCGAAUUUACAGAUAUAAAUGGUUCCUUGAGGGAAAAGAUUUGCCAUUGGCUCUAUGAAGAUAGUAUGGCAUCUUCUUGCAAUGAAAGUCCUCUUUUGAAGAGGUUGUGUGAUUUCCCUGAAAAAUUUAUUGCAAAUAAUUCUUCUCAUACUUUUGUCACAUUUGAUGAUGAGGACUUGAGUGUGUGGAAGUUAGAGGCUCAAAGAUGGGCGAGGAUGCUUUUCCUUCUUGUGGCAAAACAUAGCCAUUUCGAGCUUAUAUUUUCUUUUGUCAGAAAGUACGGUUUGAGUAUUGGCCAGGAAGAUCAAUGUAUGCCAUGGAACUCUACAAAGUUUCUUCUUGUUUUCAUCAGCUUGAUAGAGGAAUUACAAAUGUAUCAGAAAAAGCUGACUAGUCACACUGCCAAAAUGGGUACUGAGAUGAAAACAUGCAAUGACUGUAUAAUGAUGGGAAAGGAUUUUCAUUUGAUUGGUGCUUUAUUGGAAAAAUGCCUGGAAUCAUUCCAACAUAUUUUGGAGAAGCUUGUUCUCUUUGCAAGAUCAGCAUCUGCUGUAUUUUGGUCCUGCAAUAUGCCAGAAGGUGGUGAUUUACCUGGUUCUGUAUUGGGAAAGCUUGGGGGGCCCAGUCAACGGAGAUUGCCCACCUCUUCAGCUACUUCUCUACUGCAGGCUGUCACAUCUCUAAGGGCCAUCACUUCCAUAUUGAAGUUGUAUGCUCAUUCAGAGGAUGGUCUGGUUACUUCGGCAGUUGAAUUUUUGUGGAGUUACACUUGGAAUGUGAUUGCAUUGCGGCCUCCUGUAACAGAGGCUGGAGCAGAAGUUCAAUUAGCUGCACAUGAAGCUCUGGCUGAUGUUCUCGAGGCAUUAGCUGUUACAUGUCUUCCUAGAGAUGUUCACAUAUUAAUGAUGAAUGACAAACCUGUAGUUGGAGAGUCAGAAACGAGAAUCAUUUUGGAUCCACUAGUGAACAAGUUUCUUGACUGCAUCAAUAAGCUUCUUGCAAUAGGAAUGCUAGCUCGCAGUCGGCGAGCUGUUUUGAUUCACUGGAAGUGGUGCAGCCUGGAUUCAUUGCUACUCAUCCCCUACUGCAUAGUUAAUAGUGGAGAGCACAAGGAACCCUGCAUAUCAAAUGAAACUCUUAAUCGAGUUCUUGUUGAUGUCGUUGAUAGCCUUGAAAAUGCAAGUGAAAGUUCUUUCCUUCCUAUGCUGAGAUCAAUUAAAUUGGUAAUGGAGUUGCAAUCUUCAGCAGGAGCACCUUUAUUGAAUUUAUCACGCAUAGGUUUGGAUACAGAGAUGAUGUGGAAACUAGUGAAGUCUGCUUGGACUUCACAUGCCAAUUGCAAUAAAAGAAGACUUGCACCCAUUGCCGCACUCCUAUCUUCUAUCUUGCAUCCAUCUGUAUUUGGUCACCAGGCAAUGCAUGAGACUGUUGACUGCAGUCCCGGUCCUUUGAAGUGGCUUGUGGAAAGAAUUCUCAGUGAUGGUGCAAAGAGUCCUCGAACCAUCCGUCUUGCUGCUUUGCAUUUAACUGGAUUAUGGUUUUUGUAUCCUCAAGCUAUCAUGUAUUAUAUGAGAGAGUUGAAACUUUUAACGCUUUAUGGUUCUGUGGCAUUUGAUGAGGACUUUGAAGCCAGUAUCACUGAAAAUGAUGAUGCAAGAAGAGAAUAUUUGUUGCUAGCCCGGGGGCCUGAUCCUGAACUGACAGAAUCAUUUGUCAAUACAGAGAUGUAUGCUCGUGUAUCUGUAGCAGUUCUUUUUUAUAAGCUUGCAAAUUUGGCAGAAGAAUCUGAAGGUGAAGGAGCAAAUAAAGAGAUAGUUAUCCGUUGUGGAAAAAUGUUUCUUCUGCAACUUCUGGAUGCAGCGGUUAAUGAUAAAGAUCUUGCAAAGGAGUUGUAUAAAAAAUAUAGCAGCGUCCAUAGGCGUAAAAUCCGUGUAUGGCAGAUGAUAUGUAUAUUAUCUCAGUUUGUUGAUGCUGAUGUUGUUCAGCAAGUAACUUCUACAUUGCACACAUGCCUAUAUAGGAACAAUUUGCCAGCUGUCCGUCAAUAUCUAGAAAAUUUUGCAAUCAAGAUAUACUUAAAGUUUCCAACAAAGAUCAAGGAGCAGCUAAUUCCCAUUCUUCUGGAUCAAAGCAUGAAGCCUCAGGCCCUCUCUUCCUAUGUUUUUAUUGCAGCAAAUUUGAUCCUUCAUACUUCUGAAUCAAGUGAUCAGUUGAGUUGCUUGUAUCAGUUGCUUCCACCAGUAAUCACAUUUUUAACAGCUCAUCACCAUAGUCUCCGUGGUUUCACUCAGAUUUUAGUGUACCGUGUCCUUGACAAACUGUUGCCUGCCUGUGAUACCACUGUCUCUGAAGUAGUAUCUUUGGAGAGAAGAUGUUUGAAUGCCAUUAAAAUUUACUUGCAUGAAAAUGCUGACUGCAGAAGAUUAAGGUCUUCGAUGCAAGGAUUUCUUGAUGCUUUUGAUCCAAAUCUUGCAGCAACUCCUGAAGGCAUAUUUACUUCGAAAGAUGAAGACAUUGAAUUUGAAUGCGUGCCAACAUCUCUCAUGGAUCAAGUGAAUGAUUUUCUAAAUGAUGCAAGGGGCGAUCUUAGGAUGUCUAUGGCAAAUGAUGAGAUGACCCUAAAGAAUGAGGAUCUUGCAGUUCAGCAAUCUGAUCAGAUGCUAUCAGCUCCUGGGCAUCCUAAAGAUAAAACUUUCAAUUUCCAGAAGAAGGCUACUCUGGAAAAAAUGAUUGGUCCAAACUCACUUGCAGAAAUUGAAGAGGAAGAUCAUCUGUACACGAUGAUGCUACUGGGCAGAAACACUGAUUUGCUAAAAGAUGGUCGGCAAGAACUUAUAGUCAUUGCUUCAUUGCUUGAUCGUAUACCAAAUCUUGCUGGUUUAGCACGAACAUGUGAGGUGUUUAAGGCUGCUGCCUUGGCUAUUGCAGACAAAAGUGUUAUGCAAGACAAACAGUUUCAGUUAAUCAGUGUGACAGCUGAGAAGUGGGUUCCAGUCCUUGAGGUUCCAGUAUGCAGCAUAAAACCUUUUCUGGAGAAGAAAAAGAGAGAUGGAUUCUGCCUAGUGGGUUUGGAGCAGACAGCAAAUAGUGUGCCACUCGAUCAAUACUCCUUCCCAAGGAAAACGGUUUUGGUGCUUGGACGUGAAAAGGAGGGUAUCCCUGUGGAUAUCAUACACAUUCUGGAUGCGUGCGUGGAGAUCCCGCAGCUGGGGGUUGUCAGAUCUCUCAACGUUCAUGUUAGUGGUGCUAUUGCCAUAUGGGAGUAUACCCGGCAGGAAAGAUCAAAAUAGCUGCUGGCCUGUGUCGUUAAUGACAUUUAUUUGGUAAUUAUAAGCCACUGUGAGAACCUAAAAUUGUGUGAGUUCAUUGUUCUGUAAUUCUUUAUUAUACUUGAUCGGAAGAUCUACGGUGUCUGACUUAAUAAGACGGAUGAUUGUCCUUGUCAGUGGCAAAAGUGUUUUGUGCAGUGGUGUAACUGGUGUUGCCCAUUCUUUACCUGAAAUCUGUUGAAAAUC
Nymphaea colorata (pocket water lily) is the source of this 5815-nucleotide messenger RNA. RefSeq lists its product as uncharacterized. The record is from RefSeq and is a predicted model, not a curated record. Gene Ontology annotation, molecular function: RNA binding; tRNA (guanine) methyltransferase activity. Gene Ontology annotation, biological process: tRNA methylation. The transcript has 35 exons. The coding region runs from base 131 to 5590 and encodes 1819 amino acids. NCBI's taxonomy places the organism in Eukaryota, Viridiplantae, Streptophyta, Magnoliopsida, Nymphaeales, Nymphaeaceae.